AUGGUCACCUUUCGCGCCUUGUUGGGCAUAUUUGUGCUCGGCACUUGCGUGGCCGCGCAGCCUAUCGCCCGCAGUGGUGGCACCUCCGCAGCCGAGCCUGAGCUGCUCUCAAAUUCGCUGAACUCACGCCUCUCCCUUUCGAAGCGAGCCAUCGAUGCCGAGGUGCCGGAUGCUGCUGGAGGAGCUAGUCGUGAAUACGGGGUCUGGUCACCAGGCGACACGCUGCGUAUCGCCACUUUCCUGGCAGGCGAUCACAACAUCUUCCCGCGCAACUCGCUCGCAACCCCUGCUGUGCAGCAACUCGCCGCUGCGUACAGGCCGUACCAGCGAAACUUUCCUGCCCGUGGGCUCCCCCGAGACGGCCUAUCUGCGGAUGCAAUAGUCUCCCGGCUGUUUGAGGUCGAGGGCCGCAAUCGGCUUCGACAGAUGCAGAGCGUGCUUGAAACUGUGAUCGACAACGCACUGGCUUUCAGGCUUGAUCAAACUCGGAUCCAAUACCUCGAGGCUUUGCGUCGUCGGUUCCACGUCUCCGAGCAGAUCUUGACGCCGACAGCGACGGAGAUAGGGGACAGAGCGGUGACGAGGACUCCAGCUCCUCCGGUCGUGUAUGAUUCGGCGUACUUCGACAGGAUGGCUGCACACAUAGAAUAUCUGGCUCGUCGUAUGAAUACUCGCCAGAUGAUUGUGUCGAGAACCACGCCUCCGUUGGCGGUCAACUUUGCACUCCUUGGACACCUCGAGGACGAGCUUGACAGGGUCAUCUCCACCCCUUUCGCUCCUUCUCGCCAGCUCAACACUUUGCUACAACUUCAUCCGCGCGGUGUUUCCGACGAACAGGCUGCGCAUCAGGAGGGUCGGACGCUCCAGCGCAGAGACACCUGGACCUCGUUCGACGAGCAGGAGGCAGAGGAAGAAGCGCUUGGCUCGGAAUCGAAUACGGGAAGCCGCAAGAUGUUGAUCAAGCGCCAGACCAAUAAUGUGCGAGAACAUCUUGGCGGCCAGAGGUGGCCGAUGCGAGAGAUCACCAUGGAGGAGGCGCUCCAUCGCAACGCUUUGGAACCGACCGAUCCGGGCGCCAUUCCUAUUGGCGAGUUUUGGCGAAGGAACAUCGAUCUCCUGUCUCCCAUGCGUGGCAACGAACGACGCCGGUGGCAACUCGCCAGCAUGUACGAGCACUACCGGCAAACUGUCGCGAUCACCGGCACUGCUCUGAACUUCCAUGACCAUAAUGCUAUCGUGAAGGAGACAUACAUGUCCGUGGGUCGCGACAGGUUCCGGCACAUGACGCCCAUUCUCAGGUAUCUGAUCGAGCAUCGCAGCCAGUUGCGCCUCGACCCUGUGCGUGUGGCGUAUCUCGAGGCGCUGUUUGUCCGUUUUCAAGACACCGAGCGACUCUUGACGCCAAGCGCCGAGGAGCAAGCCAACGAGAUGCUGCGCCACGCUCGAAUCAUAGAAGAGAACGUAGGGAACGUACGAGCCGUUCGAGCUGCCCUCGGUUCAAUGAACGACGGCUCGGAGCGCAUGCUUCACCGCAUCGGCUCGGCGAGGGAAAACCUUUGGCGGAUCCUGCAGGACAUGCGCUUUGUCAACCAUCUGGAGAAGGAGAUCGAGGAGAUUGUGGACAAUCCCGCGUCCACUGCAGCACGCGGAGUGCGAAGGCUAGUGCCGCGUGAUCAUGUCGAGGAACACGGAGCCUAUGCCGACAAGGAGAGGGCCAAUUUGAUCGAGAAGCGUGCCAUCCAGGAGCAGCCGCUCACGGAUGAGGAGAUGCGAUCGGCACUCAGUGGCAUUAGCAUGCACCUGCAGGACGUAGCCGCACGACCUAUUGCAACUUGGCGUCUUUCCGAGGCUAUGCUUCUGCUGCACGACCGAGUUCCCCAAAACCUCAAGGCGGUUCGGCGCGGCGGCUGGGUAGCCUACCGAGCCAACCAUCCUCGCAUUCCUUUCGAUCACGCUUUCCUCUCGGAUCAAGUCCGUCUAGCGCCCUACUUUGACACCGACAGGGGCGCGCGAUUUGGGAGCGCCAUCCGCGUCAUCGACUCGCUGCUUAGUAGGCGAGGACGACUUCAGCUGACCGACACGAGUGUCGCGUAUCUGGAAGCGCUCAAAAUUCGCUUUCAGCGGACUGCCGGGUUGAUGUUGCCCUUGCCGAGCACGGCACGAGCUCAGAUUCGGAGCGAGUUCAGCCAGGGCACGCCCAAGGAACAAGAGCAGAUGCUGCGAAACCUGCUGUUCGAUCGCAACCUCCGCAUCCGGCAGAAUGCGCGCGAGGUGAAUAUCGACGAAUCGCUCCUGCUGAGCUUCGAAGGCGAGAUGGACUACUUCCAUCGCUUGCCGAUGGUGUAG
Moesziomyces aphidis is the source of this 2346-nucleotide messenger RNA. The record is from the annotation of a GenBank genome assembly. NCBI's taxonomy places the organism in Eukaryota, Fungi, Basidiomycota, Ustilaginomycetes, Ustilaginales, Ustilaginaceae.